AAGUGCAAUCACUUGCCUUAGACUUCGCACCGCAGAAGCUAAUGUCUGGGAGCCUUUUAAACAACUUUACAAAGAAGACAUGACUGCGAAAUUAACACAUGGGGCAGUUGAAGCCCUUGUGAAAGGAUCGCAUGUAGAGAAUCCGGUGCUGCAGUUACUGAACAUUCGUCAGAUUAAUACCACAGGUGUGCCCAGGUACCGCCUCAUGAUGAGUGAUGGUCAGCACUACUUGUCUUCCUUCCUGAUGGCCACCCAGUUGAACCAUCUGGCAGAAGAGAACCUUCUUGUACCACAUUGUGUGUGUUUGUUAAAAAGGACAACCAAUAACACUUUGUCAGAUGGCCGGCACGUGGUCGUUGUUGUGGACAUGGAGGUCUUGAAGUCAGCAGAAGAAGCUGGAGAAAAGAUUGGAAAUCCCAAAUCAUAUUCAACAGAUGGUCAGUUGUCAUCUCCAAAUAAGGUGUCAUCAACCACCUCGGAACCAUCAUCCACUUCAGCCGCUGAGGUACCUGGACCGUCCAACAACAGCAAAGGAUGGGGAACAGGUUUUACUGGAAAAGCUCCUGUGAAGACUUCACCAAUGAAGACCUUUCCUAUGAAAGGGUCGCCCAUGAAGACGUCACCCAUGAAAGCCUCACCUAUGAUGACCUCUCCCAUGAAAGGGUCACCCAUGAAGGGUUCAUCAAUGAUGACCUCUCCCAUGAAAGGGUCACCCAUGAAGGGUUCAUCAAUGAUGACCUCUCCCAUGAAAGGGUCACCCAUGAAGGGUUCAUCAAUGAUGACCUCUCCCAUGAAAGGGUCACCCAUGAAGGGUUCACCAAUGAUGACCUCUCCCUUCAAAGGGUCACCCAUGAAGGCGUCCACCAGUUCACCAGGUUCUGUCCCAAAAGUGAUGCCUAUCGCUACCCUCAACCCGUACAUCAGCAAGUGGACUAUUAGAGCCAGAGUCACAAACAAAUCCAAUAUCCGUAACUGGAGUAACUCCAGAGGGGAGGGCAAGCUCUUCUCCUUUGAGGUCGUGGAUGAGAGCGGUGAAAUCAGGAUCACAGCCUUCAACAAUGAAGUGGACAAGUUUUUCACUCUAUUGGAGCAAGGCAAGGUGUACUACAUCUCGAAGGCUACUCUAAAGGUAGCCAACAAACAGUAUACGACACUGAAGAACGACUACGAGAUGACCCUCCAUGCUCAUUCAUCUAUUGUACCUUGUACGGACAGUCCGGAAGUCCCAGUAAUGCAGUGUGACUUUGUGCCCAUUGGAGAGCUGGAAAACCGAGACAAAGACUCCAUUGUUGAUAUAAUUGGAGUGUGCAACAGUGCAGACGAUGUAUCCCGUAUCACCACUAAGACCAGCCGGGAAGUCUCCAAGAGGGCCAUCAGCCUAAUAGACACCACUGGCAAAGAGGUGACAGUCACACUGUGGGGAGAAGAGGCAGAAAAGUUUGACGACUCCGGACAGCCUGUUGUUGCCAUCAAAGGAGCUCGCUUGUCUGAUUUUCGGGGCAUAUCUCUCUCGGCUUUGUUCAGUUCUACUAUUAUGGUCAACCCAGAUUUACCCGAAGCCUUCAGACUCAGGGCCUGGUAUGACCGGGAAGGUUAUGCAGUUGACAGCCAGUCACUAACAGAAACCAUGUCAGUCAGUGUUGGAUCGAAGAUGAACUGGAGAACGCUGAGUGAUGUUAAGAAUGAAAACAUGGGACAUGGAGAAAAGGCAGACUAUUUUAGCUGCGUGGCAACUAUAGUAUACAUACGUAAAGAAAAUUGUUUGUAUCAAGCCUGUCCGUCUUCAGACUGCAACAAGAAGGUCAUAGAUCAACAGAAUGGUUUUUACCGCUGCGAGAAGUGUAACAGAGAGUUCCCCAACUUCAAAUAUAGACUCCUACUUUCAGCUAACUUGGCAGACUUCGGGGAUAACCAGUGGGUGACAUGCUUCCAGGAGACAGCUGAGGUCCUGCUGGGUCGCAAGGCAGAAGAGCUGGGACAGCUCAGAGAAACAGACGAGGCAGAGUUUGAUGAAGUCUUCCAGAAAGCCAACUUCUCUACCCACAUCUUUAAAAACCGAGUCAAGCUGGAGACAUAUAAUGACGAGAGUCGGGUGAAAGUGACCGUAAUGGAAGUACUUCCUGUCGACCACAGAGUGUACAGCCGAAGACUCCUCAGCAACAUUCAAAAAUUGGCUCACUGAGCCACAUUCACAUCUGGCUGCCUGAUAAUUACGCAUAUGUCGGCUUGGUUUUUGACCAGACUAGGACUGGUGUGAGACUUUUUCAAACCACCAAAUUUUAUGCCUGAUACAGGAGCAAUCAGUGAGAUCUUUAGCAGGUUUAUAUCUUAAAACACUGACACAAAAAAGUUCAUUAAAGGGAUUUUUUUUACAUUCACAAGGUUCUUUGUUUUAAAGAAAUUUAACUUUAAUUUGUGGAAUUUCUAAUUUUUCCUAUUUCUUAACAAGUGAUUUGUGUAUCUGUGCAUUUUUAGUAGUUUCUCUCUUUAUAUAAUGACUCGUUUUGAUUCAAAGCAUGUUGAUAGUCAAUGUUGACUAAGUGAUAAAAAGGAAAAUCUUGCUUUUAAUUUUGUAAAAUAAAUGUAGCACCAGUGCAUGAGAGUUUAUUUUAGAACCAUGUUCAGUGUUAAAAUAGUUUUUCUUUGUGUUUUCAAAGGGUAGUUUUUGUCUCUAAAUGAUGUUAAGCUGUGAUUAAAAUCACUUGAAAAUA
This is a messenger RNA of Xiphophorus hellerii (green swordtail), 2711 nucleotides long. RefSeq names its product replication protein A 70 kDa DNA-binding subunit-like. Bases 80 to 2182 code for a protein of 700 amino acids. Gene Ontology annotation, molecular function: DNA binding. Gene Ontology annotation, biological process: DNA recombination; DNA repair; DNA replication. The record is from RefSeq and is a predicted model, not a curated record. Lineage: Eukaryota; Metazoa; Chordata; Actinopteri; Cyprinodontiformes; Poeciliidae. The transcript is spliced from 17 exons. Gene Ontology annotation, cellular component: nucleus.